Molecule: messenger RNA, 2466 nt
Organism: Fusarium venenatum
Lineage: Eukaryota; Fungi; Ascomycota; Sordariomycetes; Hypocreales; Nectriaceae
Product: MCM2/3/5 family-domain-containing protein
Biological process (GO): DNA replication; double-strand break repair via break-induced replication; mitotic DNA replication initiation
Cellular component (GO): nucleus; MCM complex
Molecular function (GO): 3'-5' DNA helicase activity; single-stranded DNA binding; single-stranded DNA helicase activity
Source: RefSeq, a predicted model, not a curated record
AUGGCGUCGAGCCCCAUGCCUUCAUCACCCCCCGAGUUCAACAUGGCACAUGGUGUCGAAGACGACGACGAUAUUGAGGAAGAGGUUCUAAUUGAGGAUGAUAUCGACGAUUUAGACGAGAUGGCCGACGACGAAGUUGAUCUGUUCCGCGAGGGUUACGAAAACGAUUACCGAGAUGUAGAAAACGAUCGUUAUGGUAGCGAAGGCAUCGAUGAUGUGCAAUAUGAUCCUAUGGGUAGAGACGAGGUAAAGCAAGUCGACAAGGUCUUGAAUCGACGAGAUCGCGCCAUCCAGGAAGGAAGGGGAAUGCCCCAGGUUUGGGGAGCACUAGACGAAGAUGGUGAUGAUAUCGACUUGUCUGCUCAACCUCGCCGCCGCCGCCACAACUAUGACGAGAAUCCUGACGACAUGAUGGACACGGACAUCAUGUCAGAGGAACUAUCACUCGAGGCACUCGGCGAUGUUAAGGCUGCCAGCUUGACUGAAUGGGUUUCGUUACCUUCAGUUCAACGGACCAUCAGACGCGAGUUCAAGGCCUUCCUCACAUCUUAUACCGACACAUCUGGCUCAUCAGUGUACGGUAACCGAAUCCGCACACUUGGUGAGAUCAACGCCGAGACUCUCGAGGUCUCGUAUGAACAUCUUUCCGAAAGUAAGGCUACCCUGGCCUAUUUCUUGGCCAAUGCGCCUGUUGAGAUGCUCAAGCUCUUCGACGAGGUUGCCAUGGACGUUGUUCUUCUGCAUUACCCUGAUUACGAACGCAUCCACUCCGAGAUUCAUGUCCGUAUUUUCGAUCUUCCCGUGCACUAUACCCUCCGCCAGCUCCGCCAGUCACAUCUCAACUGCCUUGUCCGAGUCAGUGGUGUUGUCACCCGACGAUCGGGUGUCUUCCCUCAGCUCAAGUAUGUCAAGUUUGACUGCACCAAGUGUGGUGUGACGCUUGGUCCUUUCCAGCAAGAGUCGAAUGUCGAAGUCAAGAUCACUUACUGCCAGAGCUGCCAGUCAAGAGGCCCCUUCACCCUCAACUCGGAAAAGACAGUUUACCGAAACUACCAAAAGCUUUCUCUUCAAGAGUCACCCGGUACCGUUCCUGCUGGUCGAUUGCCGCGAUCCCGCGAGGUUAUCCUUCUCUGGGAUCUUAUCGACAAGGCAAAGCCCGGUGAGGAAAUUGAAGUGACCGGAAUCUACCGCAACAACUACGACGCUCAGCUCAACAAUCGUAACGGCUUCCCUGUAUUUGCUACCAUUCUCGAAGCCAACAACGUCGUCAAGUCUCACGACCAGCUCGCUGGUUUCCGCAUGACAGAAGAGGAUGAGCAGAACAUUCGCAAGUUGGCGCGCGACCCCAACAUCGUCGACAAGAUCAUCAACUCGAUAGCACCUAGCAUUUACGGACAUACUGAUAUCAAGACUGCCGUGGCUUUGUCGCUCUUUGGCGGUGUUGCAAAGGUCACUAAGGGUGCCCACCACCUCCGAGGCGACAUCAAUGUUCUUCUUCUGGGUGAUCCUGGUACGGCCAAGUCUCAAGUCCUCAAGUACGCCGAGAAGACAGCCCACCGAGCCGUUUUCGCUACUGGCCAGGGUGCUAGUGCUGUUGGUUUGACUGCUAGUGUUCGUCGAGACCCUCUCACUAGCGAAUGGACACUGGAAGGUGGUGCUCUUGUACUGGCUGAUCGCGGAACUUGCCUUAUUGACGAGUUCGACAAGAUGAACGACCAAGAUCGAACAUCCAUUCACGAAGCCAUGGAACAGCAGACUAUUUCCAUUUCCAAGGCUGGUAUCGUUACUACCCUGCAGGCUCGCUGUGGUGUUAUUGCAGCAGCUAACCCUAUCGGUGGACGAUACAACUCUACGGCCCCCUUCUCUGCCAAUGUCGAGCUGACAGAGCCCAUCUUGUCGCGUUUCGAUAUUCUUUGUGUUGUUCGAGACACAGUGGAGCCUGAGGAAGACGAGCGUCUGGCCCGUUUCAUCGUGGGAUCCCACAGCCGAAGCCAUCCUCUCAGCCAGGCAGAGCACGACUCCAUGGAGGUUGAACACGAUACUCAAGCUGAGACCCAAGCGUCGACGCGCAAUCCCGAGGGCGAGAUUUCACAAGAGCUGUUGAGGAAGUAUAUCCUUUACGCUCGUGAACACUGUUCCCCUAAGCUCUACCAUAUCGAUGAGGACAAGAUCGCACGACUCUUUGCUGACAUGCGACGAGAGUCAAUCGCCACAGGUGCCAUUCCUAUUACAGUGCGACAUCUUGAGGCUAUCAUCCGUAUCAGCGAAGCUUUCUGCCGCAUGCGUCUAUCAGACUACUGUGCAGCACAGGACAUCGAUCGCGCCAUCGCCGUCACGGUGGACAGCUUUGUGGGCAGCCAGAAGAUUAGUUGCAAGAAGGCUCUCGCAAGGGCGUUCGCCAAGUACACACUGGCCAGGCCGGGUACUCAGAGAAGGACUGGCGCCAACAGCCAGGGCAGACGGUAA